Messenger RNA from Jaculus jaculus (lesser Egyptian jerboa), 4655 nucleotides. RefSeq names its product ectodermal-neural cortex 1 (gene Enc1). The transcript is spliced from 3 exons. The record is from RefSeq and is a predicted model, not a curated record. Bases 252 to 2021 code for a protein of 589 amino acids. Lineage: Eukaryota; Metazoa; Chordata; Mammalia; Rodentia; Dipodidae. Gene Ontology annotation, molecular function: protein binding.
CCUCCUCCUCCUCCUGUCCACCGGCGCGCACAGCCACACUUCCUCCCGGCGGCCCCGGGCGCGCUCCGGGACACACGCUCCGGCUGCCUGCUCCGUCCGCGGCGUGCACCCCAGGUCCCUCUCCAUCCGGCCUCCGGGACCGAGACACCCCGAUCGUGUCGCCUACCCCUGCUUGGCGACCGGGGUGAGUUACCCACCCAAUACCCGGUUGUGCACCCGAGGCAAAGUCGUCAGUGCUGAGUGGAAACAAAAUGUCAGUCAGCGUGCAUGAGAACCGCAAGUCCAGGGCCAGCAGCGGCUCCAUUAACAUCUACCUGUUUCACAAGUCUUCCUACGCUGACAGUGUCCUCACUCACUUGAACCUUCUACGCCAGCAGCGUCUCUUCACGGAUGUCCUUCUGCAUGCUGGAAAUAAGACCUUUCCUUGCCACCGGGCAGUGCUGGCCGCAUGCAGCCGCUACUUUGAGGCCAUGUUCAGUGGUGGCCUGAAAGAGAGCCAGGACAGUGAAGUCAACUUUGACAACUCCAUCCACCCAGAAGUCUUAGAGCUGCUUCUUGAUUAUGCAUACUCCUCCCGAGUCAUCAUCAAUGAAGAAAAUGCCGAAUCGCUCCUGGAAGCUGGCGACAUGCUGGAGUUUCAAGAUAUCCGGGAUGCAUGUGCAGAGUUUCUGGAAAAGAACCUGCAUCCGACCAACUGCCUGGGCAUGCUGCUGCUGUCUGAUGCACACCAGUGCACCAAGCUGUAUGAACUGUCCUGGAGAAUGUGUCUCAGCAACUUCCAGACCAUCCGCAAGAAUGAAGAUUUCCUCCAGCUGCCCCAGGACAUGGUCGUGCAGCUCCUGUCCAGCGAAGAGCUGGAGACGGAAGAUGAAAGGCUUGUCUAUGAGUCUGCUAUUAACUGGAUCAGUUACGACCUGAAGAAGCGCUACUGCUACCUCCCAGAACUCUUGCAGACAGUGAGACUAGCCCUCUUGCCGGCCAUCUAUCUCAUGGAGAACGUGGCCAUGGAGGAACUCAUCACCAAGCAGAGGAAGAGUAAGGAGAUCGUGGAAGAGGCCAUCCGCUGCAAACUAAAAAUCCUGCAGAAUGAUGGCGUGGUCACCAGCCUCUGCGCCCGCCCUCGCAAAACCGGCCAUGCCCUCUUCCUCCUGGGAGGACAGACGUUCAUGUGUGACAAGCUGUAUCUGGUCGACCAGAAGGCCAAAGAGAUCAUUCCCAAGGCCGACAUUCCCAGUCCAAGAAAAGAGUUCAGCGCAUGUGCCAUUGGCUGUAAGGUGUACAUCACCGGAGGACGGGGGUCCGAAAACGGAGUCUCCAAAGAUGUCUGGGUUUAUGAUACCCUGCAUGAGGAGUGGUCCAAGGCUGCCCCCAUGCUGGUGGCCAGGUUUGGCCAUGGCUCUGCCGAACUGAAGCAUUGCCUGUAUGUGGUUGGGGGGCACACAGCCGCAACCGGCUGCCUCCCAGCCUCCCCGUCUGUCUCUCUAAAGCAAGUAGAGCACUAUGACCCCGCAACCAACAAAUGGACCAUGGUGGCCCCGCUCCGAGAAGGUGUCAGCAACGCCGCGGUAGUGAGCGCCAAACUCAAGCUGUUUGCUUUCGGAGGGACCAGCGUCAGUCACGACAAGCUCCCCAAGGUUCAGUGUUAUGAUCAGUGUGAGAACAGGUGGACAGUGCCAGCCACCUGUCCCCAGCCCUGGCGUUACACGGCAGCCGCUGUGCUGGGGAACCAGAUUUUUAUUAUGGGGGGAGAUACAGAGUUCUCCGCCUGCUCCGCCUACAAGUUCAAUAGUGAGACGUACCAGUGGACCAAGGUGGGAGAUGUGACGGCCAAGCGCAUGAGCUGCCACGCGGUGGCCUCCGGCAACAAACUCUACGUGGUCGGAGGCUACUUUGGCAUUCAGCGGUGCAAGACUUUGGACUGCUACGACCCCACCUUAGACGUCUGGAACAGCAUAACCACUGUUCCGUACUCGCUGAUCCCGACUGCCUUUGUCAGCACCUGGAAACACCUGCCUUCUUAAACACAGCACGUCCCGAAGAAGGUGAGCAUGAGUUCACUCCACUUGAUGAGACAACAUGAUCUGCUUUGAAGAAGCCAAGUUUAAUGAAAUGAGAGGAAAAAAAAGAGAGAGAGAGAAGUUACUACAAGACUCAAAAAUACCAUGGGCUGCACCUUGUGAACGCUCUUAAGUGGACAUGAACGAAGGGGGAGGGGGGUUCUUCAGUGCCCAAGUAGCACAUGGUUUAAAUAUGAAUGACUGAACCUGUGAUCCAGUCCAUGUCUUGUAAUUGUGGAUUAAUGUCAGCGUUAAUCAGACCCUCAAAAGGAGAGAAAAGCUGGGCCUUUUCCCUUGCUGUAUAGCAUCCAGCAUUUGAUUUCCAUGGGCUCCACCAUUUAUGUGUAAAAUUUGAAAUGCUUGUCACCUUCCUCUGAGGAGGGAGCUUGAAGCCUCCCCACCAGCUGCUGUUGGAGACACACAGCCAAGCACGGUCAGGAGCGGGAAGCUGAUUGAAGAAUGGGGGACUCGGUCGCUGGACUCCCCGCUAAUCUCCAAGGGGUUGUGCCCCCCCCAAGAAUGCCUCCGAACAAUGGGGACAUUGUUGGUAGCCUCUGUUAGAUGCUCUUUGCUAUUUAUAAGUGACUUUAAACUUUUCCCUUGGCUGUUAAGAAGUUUGUUUUAGGUUUUAGCUAUUUAUUGUUCAAUGCCUGCAUGCUGAAACAAUGCUUACGGUUGUGUUCACGUGUAUGGGCGUGUGUGAAUGAUUGUAUGUUUUGCACAUUUUGUGGCUGUUGAGGUGUACUUUGCUGCACAAAAAUGAAAAUUUGGGGGGGGGGUUAUAAUUUGGAGUGUAACUAAAGGGCGGGCGGGGGAGGGGUGGGAUGUUGAAAUAUCAAGACAGAAGGAUUCCAAGACAGGAAACUUAUAUUACAUCCCAGAGGUAGAGAGGCCACGAAGGUCACUUUGCCUAGAAUCACACCUUUUAACGGCAUUUUAUAGGCUAUGGUCAUGCUGAUGGUGGCCUAAAUAAUCAGGCAAGAUGAUUCUGUCCACCCGCCUGCCUCCCAUCUGAUUUUACCUAACUUCAAUUUUAGCUACUGACUUCUGGAAAGGACCAAAUUACUUCACAAUUUUGUUUGUGUAAUAUCCUGAAACCCUUGGGUGAGGGGGGGAAACCUAUGGAUUAGUACUAUAUAUAGGGCACAGGUGAAGAAUUGUCCAAAGUUUAUUUAUUUAUUUAUUACCCUUGGCAAAUGCUUCGCAGUAACCACAAAUGGAGGGGGAAAAAAAAGUAAAAUGUCAAAUGUCUCAGACAUGAGUUAAUUCACUGAGCACAUUGUUGGAUCUGCACUUGUGGCUGUGGGAUCUUGCUAUUGGAUCUAGAAAGUGCCAGUUCUCUUUAGGAAAACAAUCCACGUUGGUACAAUGUACACUUUAGUGUUCCCCCUUAGGCCGAUCUUGAAUAUAGCUCUUUGGUAUACACAAAGUGACAUAUUUGAUCACAGAAUGCCAAAGCAUUGUAAGCAGUGACCCCAUGGCUAGGUUUUCCGGUCCCACUGGGACUCGGUUGUGAAUACAUUCUUUGCUCUUUGGAGUGCUUGUUUACUAAACACGUGUCAUGGUAGGUAGUAGUGUAAAACUCCAAUAGGCGCUGCCCUUGGUGUCUGGACCCAAGUUUGCUACUUCCAUCUGCCUUGGUCCGUAUUUUUCACAGUGCUGCGUCUUAGGCUAUAGGAUUGAAGACAGAUAACAACCUUUCUACAUUGUGAGUGUGCUUGCCUUGUCUAAUGACAGAUAUCCUUAACAUUUCUCUCCACCUUAGUACUUUAGGCUAAUUGUACAUGUCUGUUCAUGCCAUGAAUAAGUAGGCUAUCGUUGGACCAAAAUAAAAUAAAAUGAGCCAUUGGAAUCAAAACAUCACAGUGUCAGCCCUGGUUCCUAGACAUGUCCGGAGCAAUGCAAAUGAGUAAUUGUACCCUGGUGGCAUAGUCCAUGUCCUUCCCUGAUAGCAGUCCAGGCUCUGUAGUUAAUGAUGCAAAUCCAUCCAGGGCUGUACGCGUCACUGUGCAGCUUGUGAAAGCCGGGUGAAUUUUCUGCAGCUGUUUCAAAGUUGUGGCCUGUCCUUGAAUCCUGUUAAUUACCGUGUGUGAGCCUGAGGGAGCCUCGCUGUAAGGGUGGGCCCCUGGCCUGCAGGGAACUUUCUAGACUCCUGCUCUUUGAAUUGAUGUAGGCAUUUGGGCUCACUACUUGACCGUUCUCACCCUGUGAAACGUCUCACACUUUGAAGCAAAUACAAUUCACAGCACAGUACACACAAAAACCCUGGCAUAAGACCCAGAAGGUUCUUCUUAUUCUGUGAGCUGGUUGCCGUAGAAACGGAUAACAAAGGGCAGCCUUCCACUUCUGGUAUAAUUGUGGAGCCCCUUUUCUCAGGCUUGACACCUGUCUGAAUGAGAGUGAUUAGAACUGCAUAAUAUCCCUCUCUCAGCUAUUAAAUAUGUGGUUCACGUACCAAACUGUAGAAGUUAGUAAAAUGUUCAUGGUCUUAUGUACUAGUUUGCUACAACUACAUUUUUGAGGUUUUGUAAAACUGUUACUUUUUUUUUUCACAAUGUGAAACUGAAGGUCAAUAAAUUAUUAGAGAUUUUCUCUUCA